Aspergillus fischeri NRRL 181 is the source of this 3354-nucleotide messenger RNA. RefSeq names its product mismatch repair protein MSH3 (gene msh3). NCBI's taxonomy places the organism in Eukaryota, Fungi, Ascomycota, Eurotiomycetes, Eurotiales, Aspergillaceae. Gene Ontology annotation, molecular function: ATP-dependent DNA damage sensor activity; mismatched DNA binding; ATP binding. Bases 1 to 3354 code for a protein of 1117 amino acids. Gene Ontology annotation, cellular component: nucleus. The record is from RefSeq and is a predicted model, not a curated record. The transcript has 3 exons. Gene Ontology annotation, biological process: mismatch repair; mitotic recombination.
AUGACAUUAAGUUCGUCGCAGUCAUCGCCGCCAUCCUCACAGAAUCUCAAGCGUAAACAACAGACCAUUUCCAGCUUCUUCACGAAGCGGGCGCCGACAGCAGAGAAGAGAAGCAACGACCUUGAAGAUGGGCGAGCGACGACCCAGAAAGGGGCAGAGAUGCCGCUGCGUGAAACCACAGGGGAUCAAGAUGAUUUGGUGGACGACGAGGAUGGGGAUAUAGUGGUUCGGGCUCCGAAGCGGGUCAAAACGAACCGAGUUGAUCCUGAGAACGGGUUUGGACGCAAUGUUACACGGGGACCAGACCCACCAUCAAGCAGCAGCCAACGCACUAAUCUUUGCAAGUUCGCGAGCUCUCCUGCUGAUGAUGCAGGCAUUGAGAAAGCAGACGAUCCGGAGGCGAGGCAGCGGCAGCUGGAACGCGAGAAACUACACAAACUAUUUGUCAAGAAACUGGGAGGAGCUGACUGCCUAAUCGGGAUCGGUAGGAAUGCCACCACUGAGGCUCCCUCUGGUACGGAGGAAGUUGCGGAAGGCGAUGAGGAUGAUGAAUCCGCACCCCCGCCCCGGUCAAAGGGGAAAGGAGCGUCAAAGAAGGGCGGGAGCAAGCUGACUCCGCUGGAGAAGCAAGUGAUUGAGAUCAAGCGCAAGCAUAUGGACACGGUUUUGGUGAUCGAGGUGGGCUACAAGUUUCGAUUCUUUGGCGAGGAUGCGAGGAUCGCCGCUAAGGAAUUGAGUAUUGUAUGCAUACCUGGCAAAAUGAGGUUUGAUGAACAUCCCUCCGAAGCCCAUCUCGAUCGCUUCGCAUCCGCUAGUAUACCAGUCCACCGAUUACAUGUGCAUGUAAAGCGUCUCGUAUCAGCUGGAUACAAGGUCGGCGUGGUGAGGCAGUUGGAAACUGCCGCCCUCAAGGCUGUUGGAGACAAUCGCAAUGCUCCUUUCUCCCGAAAACUUACCAACCUAUACACGAAGGGCACUUAUGUAGACGAUGUUGAGGGGUUGGAUGGCGCUACUCCUGCUGCAUCAGGCGGUGCUUCCCCGGCUACCGGGUACAUGCUAUGCAUUACUGAAACAAAUGCAAAGGGCUGGGGCAAUGACGAAAAGGUACAUGUUGGUAUCGUCGCUGUCCAGCCAAACACCGGUGACAUCAUCUACGAUGACUUUGAGGAUGGAUUUAUGAGAAGCGAGGUGGAAGCUAGAUUACUUCACAUCGCGCCUUGCGAACUUGUCAUUGUCGGGGAAUUGUCCAAGGCUACAGAGAAACUCGUGCAGCACCUCUCUGGUAGCAAGCUGAAUACGUUUGGCGACAAAGUCCGCGUGGAUAGGGUCGCGAAGAAGAAGACCGCAGUGGCCGAAUCACAUAGUCAUGUUGCAAACUUUUAUGCUGCGAAACUGAAGGCAGCCAAUACUGCGGACGAUGCGCCAGCCAGUAACUUGCUCCAAAAGGUGCUUAAUUUGCCGGAGCAGGUGACGGUGUGUCUCUCGGCUAUGAUCGAGCAUCUGACAGAGUACGGAUUGGAGCACAUUUUCGAACUCACCAAGUAUUUCCAACACUUUUCUUCUCGAUCACACAUGCUGCUGAACGCGAAUACCCUGGUCAGUCUCGAGAUCUACCAGAACCAGACAGAUCAUUCUGCCAAAGGCAGUCUUUUCUGGACCUUGGACCGAACGCAAACGAGAUUUGGACAGCGGUUGCUCCGAAAAUGGGUGGGACGCCCCUUGCUGGACAAGGAGCGCCUGGAGGAAAGGGUGAAUGCUGUUGAGGAGCUGAAGAGUCCGGAUAGGACUGUGCAGGUCGAGAGACUGAAGAUAUUGCUAGGAAGGAUCAAGAGCGAUCUGGAGAAGAAUCUGAUUCGGAUAUACUAUGGAAAGUGCACGCGCCCAGAGCUUCUCACUGUUCUUCAGACGCUGCAGACCAUUGCACAGGAGUACGUUGACGUCAAGACCCCCGAGGACUCCGGCUUCACAUCGCCAAUUCUCGGUGAGGCUAUUGCACGAGUGCCGUCAAUAUUGGAAGAUGUUGUCAAGUUCCUGAACAAGAUCAACAUGCAUGCGGCGCGAAACGACGACAAAUAUGAGUUCUUUCGGGAAUCGGAAGAGACAGAAGGAAUUAGCGAACACAAGUGCGGGAUCGCCAGCGUUGAACAUGAAUUAGAGGAACAUCGCUCUGUCGCUGCCGGGAUCCUCAAGUGGCCGAAGGUGACUUACGUUACUUCGUCAGGGAUCGAGUAUCUGAUCGAGGUUGAAAACACUGCAGCGGCCAUCAAACGAGUGCCAGCAUCAUGGGUGAAGGUGAGCGGGACCAAGAAGCUUUCUAGAUUCCAUACGCCAGAGGUUAUUCAGCUAUUACGGCAACGAGAUCAGCACAAGGAAGCGUUGGCUGCAGCGUGCGACCAAGCGUUCGCGGCUCUUCUGGCCGAGAUAGCGACUAAUUAUCAGUCCUUCCGUGACAGCGUCCAGUCUCUAGCGACGCUCGACUGUCUGCUCUCACUGGCUGCAAUUGCUAGCCAGCCAGGAUACGUGAAGCCCGAGUAUACCGAUCAAACGUGUAUUCACGUGGAACAAGGGCGCCAUCCAAUGGUCGAGCAACUUCUGCUUGAUAGCUAUGUUCCCAACGAUAUUGAUCUGGACAGUGACAGGACUCGAGCCCUCCUCGUCACCGGUCCGAACAUGGGCGGCAAGUCCAGUUAUGUGCGGCAAAUAGCCCUGAUUGCCAUUAUGGCACAGAUUGGCUCCUACGUGCCUGCUCGGUCCGCGAAGCUCGGCAUGCUGGACGCCGUGUUUACUCGCAUGGGAGCUUUCGACAACAUGCUGGCGGGUGAAUCGACCUUCAUGGUCGAACUGUCGGAAACGGCCGACAUCCUCAAGCAGGCAACGCCCCGUUCGCUGGUCAUCCUUGAUGAGCUGGGCCGGGGUACGUCUACUCAUGAUGGGGUUGCCAUCGCGCAGGCGGUUCUAGAUUACAUGGUACGAACGAUCCGAAGUCUGACCCUCUUUAUCACCCACUAUCAGCAUCUUUCCAAUAUGGCGCAAUCCUUCCCAAACCACGAACUUCGCAACGUGCACAUGCGAUUCACCGAGUCUGGGUCUGGCAAGGACGAAGAGAUCACCUUCCUCUACGAGGUUGGAGAGGGUGUGGCGCAUCGCAGUUACGGAUUGAACGUGGCACGGUUGGCGAAUCUACCAGCACCGUUACUCGAAGUGGCCAGGCAGAAGAGUUCGGAGCUAGAGGAGCGGAUUCGCCGUCGUCGACUUGCCGGACUUCGUGCUGAUGUUGGAGGAUUAAUGGAGGAUCCUGCAAAGGGAGAUGAGGACUUCUUCCAACGGCUCAUCAGCAACGCGGAGCAGCUGUAG